Messenger RNA from Elgaria multicarinata webbii, 1200 nucleotides. RefSeq names its product retinol dehydrogenase 13-like. The transcript has 6 exons. Bases 170 to 1144 code for a protein of 324 amino acids. NCBI's taxonomy places the organism in Eukaryota, Metazoa, Chordata, Lepidosauria, Squamata, Anguidae. The record is from RefSeq and is a predicted model, not a curated record.
UGUGGCCCUAGUGCAACCGUUAGCGCACUGGCCGCUCCCCACAUCUCCUGCAAAGGAUCUGGGUCUCUGCCAGACGAGGAGGAAGAGCAGCAGCAGCAGCAAGGAAGAGAACCUCCCAGCACACACUGGUCAGGGCCACUGUGUCCCAUCCCUGAUCGACUGGGCUGCAAUGGACGCCCUGGCUCUCUUUUCCAACCCCAUCUGGUUUAUCUGCUCCUUUGCCUUGUCCGUGAUGCUCUGGGCUGGAAGAAGGUGUAAGUGGAGGCCUGAUGCUUGUCCUGUGGACCUGAGUGGCAAAACAGCCAUUGUCACUGGAGCCAACUGUGGGAUCGGCAAGCAUGUUGCUCUCGACUUGGCACGCAGAAAUGCACACACCAUCCUGGCCUGCCGCAGCAAAGAGAGAGGGCAGGCUGUGCUGGAGGAGAUCCGCCGGGCCACAGGGAACCCCCGCGUGCAACUCCGCAUUCUGGAUACCAGCUCCAUGGCAUCCGUGCAGGAUUUUGCCAGGCGGUUCCUGGAGGAGGAGACACAGCUGGACAUCCUGGUCAACAAUGCAGGAGCUACAGGCCUGCCACACACCGUGACCGUGGAGGGCUUGGAGCUGCUCUUUGCCACCAACAUCCUGGGCGCCUUCCUUCUCACCAACUUACUGCUGGACACCAUGAAGGCCUCAGCUCCUGCUCGUAUCGUGAACGUCUCCUCCUUCCGGCAUCGUUCUGGGAAAGUGAACCUCAAGUUCUUGACUGGAGAGGAGCAGCCAAGGACCCGGGACCAGGCCUACAACAGCACCAAGCUCAUGGGCAUUGUCUUCACUGCUGAGCUGGACCGGAGGCUGCAGGGUACAGGCGUGUCUGUCAAUGCUGUGAAUCCAGGGGUUGUCAAGACGCACAUCAUGCGCCAUUUCAGCUGGUGGGCUCGCCUGCUCUUCAACGUCCUUGGCAUCUUUUUUAAGAGUGCAAGAGCGGGAGCCAGCAGCACACUGUAUUGUGCGGUUUCCAAGGAGGUCGAGGGCGUCUCCGGCAAGUACUUUGACAGCGACUGCAGCCUGGCGCUACCCUUGCCCCUGGCUCAAGAUCCAGAGGUUGGCCGCAAGCUCUGGGGUGCUCUGGAGAAGCUCACGGGCCUUGGAAGGGGCAGGAAGUGAGACGGCCGCCUCCCCUUCCUCGCCGCCUGCCCACAAGGGGUGUCGUAAAUGCUCUC